Messenger RNA from Thunnus maccoyii (southern bluefin tuna), 1595 nucleotides. RefSeq names its product T-cell leukemia homeobox protein 3-like. The transcript has 3 exons. Bases 478 to 1326 code for a protein of 282 amino acids. The record is from RefSeq and is a predicted model, not a curated record. Gene Ontology annotation, molecular function: DNA-binding transcription factor activity, RNA polymerase II-specific; RNA polymerase II cis-regulatory region sequence-specific DNA binding. Gene Ontology annotation, biological process: animal organ development; regulation of transcription by RNA polymerase II. NCBI's taxonomy places the organism in Eukaryota, Metazoa, Chordata, Actinopteri, Scombriformes, Scombridae. Gene Ontology annotation, cellular component: nucleus.
CUCCAUUAUAAUGAAUAAAAACGACAACAUCAAAUACUGACUCGCUUAGAAUGCAUGAAGAUACCACGCUGAUGCCCGUGGUUAUGGGAAAUCUUAGUUAUUGUGCCAAAUCGUGGGCCUACCCCCAUUAACAUUCAAUCAGUCAUCUCGGUGCCAGCCAAUGAAAGGUGGAGAGAGAUGGAGGAGGACGGAGCUGCUAGACGGAGCGUUUUGACGCGCUGAGAGGAGGACAGAGCGUCACAUCUCUCCAAACGCCCAGCAAACUUUCACCACAGCCUGUUAGAGAGGACCCAGUCCUCCGAAAGAGGCCUGUUUGAGACAAGGACGCGCUGGGUUCUUGGGCAGACGUGUGGACAGCGAUGGAGACAUUACUGGCGUUGACUUUUGGAACAGUUUGACCCUGCUGUGAAUCCUCCUCCCUGAAAAAAACAUCUUGUUCAGUUGUUUCCGUUCUUCUUUUGCGACAGAGCGACAGGGAUGGAGCAAGCACCCAGCGCGCCGAGCCCUCCUCCCAAACCGGCCCAUCACGAACCCAUCAGCUUCGGCAUCGACCAGAUCCUGGGAGCCGGUACAGAGCCAGAAAACGGGCGCACGGCUGGAAGACAAAGCGGAUCCGAUUUAAGCAACGCGGACGGUUAUUGUAGUUUAGGAAGCCCGACCGGGGCCAGCGCGCCCUCUUACACAGCGUUGUCUAUCUCCCUCUCCGGUAUAAUGCCUCCGGUGGAGGCUUCAGGUUCAUACGGGGAGAGCAGAAGUCUGGGCAGCCGGGGAGUGAUUCGAGUCCCGGCUCACAGACCCAUGACAGCCCCGGGACCCCCAGCCUCCGUCCAGAGCGCUGUUCCUGGGUUUGGAGGUCUAUGCUUCCCGUGGAUAGGAAACAGGUUCGCCAAGGACAGAAUAUCAGCGGCUCUGGUGCCGUUCGCUGUUACUCGGCGGAUAGGACACCCGUACCAGAACCGGACACCUCCCAAACGGAAAAAGCCGCGGACGUCCUUCUCCAGAGUUCAGAUCUGCGAGCUGGAAAAACGUUUCCACCGGCAGAAAUACCUGGCCAGCGCCGAGCGAGCAGCCCUGGCCAAGAGUCUGAAGAUGACAGACGCACAGGUCAAAACCUGGUUCCAGAACCGCAGGACGAAGUGGAGGAGACAGACAGCCGAGGAGAGGGAGGCGGAGCGUCAGCAGGCCAAUCGCCUCAUCCUGCAGCUGCAGCAGUCCGCCCUCCAGAAGUCCCUCAGCGAAUCAGCGGUGUCUGAUCCGCUGUGCGCCCAUAACUCCUCCCUGUACGCCCUGCAGAACCUCCAACCCUGGGCCGAGGAAAGGGAAUAGAGACCAGACACCACGCUGAAAUCAAUGAGCACCAUCUAUUAUCCCUGGGAGGAUAAAUAAAUUAAAUUAGGCCCACAUGAAGACAGUAUCUUUGGGACUUACUUUGAUCCAUGCGAUGGAGAAAAAAGGUUGGACAAGACAAACUGAAGAAUGGGUCACAGCAGUUUUUGGGUGGAUGGUUGUGAAACUGGACCUGAAAAGAUGGUGAGUGAUGUCUGUCUUGAAGCAGAAACAGAACUUUCUCGGACUACAUUUUCACAACUCUGUGG